Salvelinus namaycush (lake trout) is the source of this 1284-nucleotide messenger RNA. RefSeq names its product transcription factor MafA-like. Gene Ontology annotation, biological process: regulation of transcription by RNA polymerase II. The coding region runs from base 1 to 1284 and encodes 427 amino acids. The transcript is spliced from 4 exons. Gene Ontology annotation, molecular function: RNA polymerase II cis-regulatory region sequence-specific DNA binding; DNA-binding transcription factor activity, RNA polymerase II-specific. NCBI's taxonomy places the organism in Eukaryota, Metazoa, Chordata, Actinopteri, Salmoniformes, Salmonidae. Gene Ontology annotation, cellular component: nucleus. The record is from RefSeq and is a predicted model, not a curated record.
AUGUCGUCUCCCUCUCUCCCCAUGCCCUCCCUCCCCCCCAGUCCACUGGCCAUGGAGUACCUCAAUGACUUUGACCUCCUCAAGUUUGAGGUGAAGCCUGACAGUCCUCCUCUUCCUCCCUCCUGUACGCUCCCCAAGUCUGGCCUCCCCCUCGACCCCUCCAGUUCCCCCGGCCCCUACACCAACCACCCUCCCCAGGACUCCAGCCUCAGCUCCAGCCCAUACAACUCCCUGCCCCCCUCUCCAACGCUGAGCGAUGCCCACCCACCUCCCUCAGCCUCCUCCUCCCUCUCUUCUUCCUCCUCCUCCAUCUCCUUUCCCCUGUCCAUCUCAAACAGCUACACCUCUGGCAUCAGUUCUGGCUCUCAGGGGAAUAUGGAGGGUAGCCCCUCCCAUGGGGGUGCCGAGGGUCCUAACCCUGCUUCUUUGGAAGACCUGAUCUGGCUGGCAGCACUGCAGCAACAGUUUGGAGGGGAGCCGGGGGGGCCUGCAUCCCUGUUGGGGGCCUUGGGAGGAGGGCCAGAGCGGGGAGACAGAGAGAGGGGGCCGGUUGGCAGCUUCCUGGGCUGUGAGGACGCAGUGGAGGCUCUACUGAACUCAGCUGCUGCAGCUGUUAGCUCACAGUUUCCAGUGCUUUCCCAGAGUUCCAGCAGUAACCUCGGGGAUUCAGGAAGUGACAGUGGAGGUGACAUAUCCUGCUCCAAGGGGACAGAUAUGUGCCAUCGUCCACUCCUCUACCUCUCCUCUGGCCCCCAAUCACUCCCUAACGCCAACCCUUCCUCAGCAACCUACCCACAACCCCAGAGCCCCUCUGGUCGACUUCAUCACCAUCACCCACAUCAUCAUCACCACCACCCUCACCACCCCAUGCAUGGCCAUCAUCAUCACCAUCAUCAUCACCUCCAAGUAAUUAAUGGGUGUGGUGGGGUGGAUGAACGUUUCUCGGAUGAGCAGCUAGUGAACCUGUCAGUGCGGGAGCUGAACAGACACCUGCGCGGCGUCAGUAAGGACGAGGUGGUGCGUCUCAAGCAGAAACGUCGUACGCUAAAGAACCGAGGUUACGCCCAGUCCUGCCGCUACAAACGCUUGCAGCACCGCCACGCACUGGAGUCCGAGAAACACGUCCUCACACAACAGUUGGAACAACUACAGUGUGAGCUCUCUCGGGUGCUGAGAGAAAGGGACACCUACAAGGCUCGCUAUGAGAAGCUCAUCAGUACAAACAAGGCUCAACCUACCCGCGCCAAAAACUCCCCCUCACCACCCCCUGAUUACUUCCUCUGA